Cuscuta epithymum is the source of this 1130-nucleotide messenger RNA. The record is from the annotation of a GenBank genome assembly. Lineage: Eukaryota; Viridiplantae; Streptophyta; Magnoliopsida; Solanales; Convolvulaceae.
GGUGCCGGAGGCUCCCAAGGCGGGGAGCUAAAGAGAAAAAAUGCCGGGAAGGGUGUCCUGCCCCCGGAGAAAAAGAAGAGGGGCGAGGGGGGCAGGGAUGCCCCCUUGGUGAUUAUCGAUGAACCCCCUUCGGGUAAGCCCUCGGAUUCCCUCCCCCCAGUGGAUCUUGGCGAGGGGGCUUGGCCCCUGGAAAAGGUGCAGUUCCCCAUCAAGAAGGGGACAGCUAUUAUGCAUGGCACCCUUGAUCCGAGGGAGUUCCUGAGGGGCGCCACUCCCUCGCUGGAUCGAUCAACCCUCGGCAAGUUCGAGGACGAGUCUCUCGAGCUCAAAGCCCUUCAAGCCUCGGUCACGUCGAGCAUUGCCCUCGGGGAGAUGGUCAGGAGGGCGGAACAGCGCCGCGUUGAGAGGGCGAGGUCCGAGGAGGCCAUGCGGAAACUGAUUGCCAAUAACACCGAGGCCAUCAGGCAAUUGGCCGGUCUGGAGGAGGCCCUUCGGCAAUCUGAGCAGAGGCUAGAGGCUGCCAAAAAUGAGGCUAGGGCCGAGGGAGUCGCUAACGGGAAGGCUGAAGCAGAGAAAGCUGCCGCCGAAGCCGCCAAAGCAGCCGCCGAGGAAGCUGACAAGGCCAAAGCCGAUGCCGUCGCCAAAGCCACCGAGGACGCCGUUGCUUCUUUCGUUGCCGAUGGCUGGAAGGCCGAAGAAUACCAGCAGUGGGUGGCCUCGGUAGUUGAGGCCAAAGCGGAUGCCUGGGUAAAGGGCCCCGGGGCGAUGUGGCUGGCCCUGAAGGGGAAAAGUUUUUACGAGGGCGCCCAAUACUUUACUCAGGCUAUGCUAUACCGGAGGCUUGCUCGGCACCACAGCGUAGAUCCGAAGGAGUUUCAACCUGAAGCCUACGGCCUCCCCCCCCUCCUGCCGGAUGUGAGGGUCCCCCUCCCUGAGGGUGAAGAGAGGCAGCUACUUGAGGAUUCCGAACUUGCCAAGUGUGAUUCUGACGAUGACGAGGGUGAUGCCUCCUCCGAGCUGAAGGAUGUCUCCCAAGUAGCUGACACUUAAGAUUUUCUGUAAUAUUUUUGUAAUUGUAAACUUCGGCUCCGGCCACAUGUAACCAAACACUUGUUACUCCGAAUAUUUCC